AUGACAUCUCAAAUGGAACACACCAUGGAAACCAUGAUGUUCGUGUUUCACAAGUUUGCUAGGGAUAAAGGCUAUUUAACAAAGGAGGACCUGAGAGUACUCAUGGAAAAGAAGUUUCCUAAACUUUUGGAAAAUCAAAAAGACCCUUUCACAGUGGAAAAAAUAAUGAAGGACCUAGAUCAGUGCCAAGACAGCAGAGUGGGCUUCCAGAGCAUCUUUUUGCUAAUUGUUGGGCUCACCAUCACAUGCAAUGCCUAUUUUGUAGUACACAUGGAGCAGAAGGGAAAGAAGCAGGCAGCACCGAGCUGUUACUCCUGCCCUGAUAAGAAUUCUCUCAAAGGGUGUUUAAGGAAUCUCUGCCCCACAGCUUGUCACCUGUGUAAAAACUUCAUGAGCAGACUGGGACCCUUAGAAAAUGUACAGAAUCACACUCCCAUUUGA
Phyllostomus hastatus (greater spear-nosed bat) is the source of this 441-nucleotide messenger RNA. Its product is annotated as protein S100-A10-like. The record is from RefSeq and is a predicted model, not a curated record. Lineage: Eukaryota; Metazoa; Chordata; Mammalia; Chiroptera; Phyllostomidae. The coding region runs from base 1 to 441 and encodes 146 amino acids. The transcript has a single exon. Gene Ontology annotation, cellular component: cytoplasm.